UUAGCUUAGCGCUUAGCCGCGUUCAUCUUUGUACGUGUGAGGCCGACACCGGUGUGUUUGGAGGACGGUCAGGUGACACAACGACCUUUAUAACACACCACACCAUCCCGGGUAUGGGCUUCAACAUCAACAGCCGUCUAUGAUUAUAUCUGGGUAAGACAGGCAGACUGAAUCAUCAAGAUGGCUUGUUUAAAAUGUCACUUGUCACUUCCUGUGGCAGCGGGUGUAAUGUUGGUGGGACUCCCAUACUCUAUCUCUCUAGCUGCUCAGUGGCUUUACGGCUGGCCCAACAAGCCUGGAUAUAAGAAGUACAUAGAAGCUUUAAAACCAAGGCGAAUAUACUGUUUGUCCAGAGCUGUGCUGGAAACUGUCAAAUAUCUGCAAUAUGGGCGACUUUACUUUCAGUGGAAGUCGUGGUACAAGGAUGCUGAAAACCAUAAGCAUUAUGAAAAGGGCAUCACAUUUGGUCGCCGAGGCAACAAGUUGGACUUGUACCACCCUCCAAACACAGGUGGGUCUAAAGACGUGCCUACACCGCUGGUGGUUUUUAUCUACGGAGGAGCAUGGGGCUCUGGGGAAAGAUCCAUUUACUGUUUGCUGGCCAGGCAGAUGGCUGAAGAACUACAUGCAACUGUAAUUUGUCCUGACUACUGCACGUAUCCAAAGGGGAACGUUUUAGGGAUGGUCCAAGAUAUUGCUGACUGCUUGGUUUGGGCCCAAGAGAGCGGACCGAAGUUCAACUUUGACAAAGACAACAUAGUCUUAAUUGGCCAUUCAGCAGGUGCACACUUGUGUGCACUGACCACACUGUUUCUUAUUGAUGCAAGAGAGAAUCUUUUCAUAGAGGCCAGCAGGCAGAGAGACAUUACAAUGGCCAUAAGAGGAGUUAUUGGUCUGAGUGGUGUAUACAACAUCAUGGACCAUUAUGAGCACGAGCAGAAGCGAGGAGUUGAGUAUGUCUCCACCAUGCACAAAGCCAUGAAUGGAGUGGAAAACUUCCCGUACUACUCACCAACACAGAUACUGAGGGAAUUCAGCCAGGACAAGCUGAGCAGAGUGCCUACAUUUGCUUUGCUCCAUGGGACCAGUGACAUUAUCGUUCCUGUUGCAUCUUCCACAAAGCUCUCUGAGCUCCUCACCUCGCUGUCCAUAAAGGUGUCGCUCUACCUGCUGCCAAGAGUUGACCACACUGAGAUUGUCACCGACCUCAUGGCGUCAGACAGGCGCUUCUACCAUGCCAUAUACAGCUGUAUCAAACAGGAGUACAGAAAACUUUUGGGCAUCUGCUGACAAUCUCAUCAGAUCAGAAAAAACAUCCAUUAACCACUUUUAUUUAUUGAUUGUGGCACACUUACUUUGUUUACAGUAUCUGCUCUAAUACCUCAAAAUGAAUCUUAUUUAGUUUUGACAUUUAACGUUAUUCUUUGGGAUUCCAUAAAAAUGAUUUACAUUUUGUACUGUUCUGUGAUUGUAACUGAUUAAAAUCAUGAAUUGCAUCUGACUGAUUUUGAAUCCAUAAUCUGAAAAAACUUUUCUCAGUGGAGUGUAUCAGUGAAAAUGUACAGUGAAGCAAUAACUGUAAUAUACAAGGAGAAGGAGAGAAGCACAGUAUUACAAAGUCCAAAACUUUGCCUCUUUUUAUUAACUACAUUAUGUUCUACUGACAUGAAAUCAUUUUAUUAACUUGCAUGUUUUUAUCAAAUGAAACUUGUUUAUUGAUCACAGACACAUUAAACUCCUGAAGGAACAGA
Messenger RNA from Larimichthys crocea (large yellow croaker), 1751 nucleotides. Its product is annotated as probable isoprenylcysteine alpha-carbonyl methylesterase ICME. The record is from RefSeq and is a predicted model, not a curated record. The transcript has 9 exons. Lineage: Eukaryota; Metazoa; Chordata; Actinopteri; Sciaenidae. The coding region runs from base 181 to 1290 and encodes 369 amino acids. Gene Ontology annotation, molecular function: arylformamidase activity.